Messenger RNA from Lathyrus sativus (Indian pea), 3186 nucleotides. NCBI's taxonomy places the organism in Eukaryota, Viridiplantae, Streptophyta, Magnoliopsida, Fabales, Fabaceae. The record is from the annotation of a GenBank genome assembly.
AUGGAUCGUAGUUGGAUGAAAGCUAAUCGUUUAGGUGCAGAAUACGAUAAAGGAAUGGAAGCAUUUUUUCAAUAUGCUCGUGAAAAACUUCCUAAUAAUAAUAAGUUUUAUUGUCCAUGUGUUAAUUGUUUGAAUAGAGAGCCGCCACUUUUAAUAGAUGAAAUAAGAAAUCAUCUUGUUUGUGAGGGCAUUUGCCAAAGUUAUACCAAUUGGAUAUGGCACGGUGAACCGUCAAACAAUACGUCAAGUGUGUCGGAAAGAGAGGUAGUUGAUGUAGAUAUGGACAAUCGGCUAGAGGACAUGAUCAAUGCUAUUGGACCCGAGUCUUUUCAGCAUGCUCAUAUGUACGAUACUUUGUGCAGUGACAAUGAAGAGCCAUUGUAUUCGGGAUGCACUAACUUCACACGAUUAUAUGCUGUGUUGAGAUUGUUCAACUUGAAGGCAAGAAAUGGAUGGACGGAUAAAAGUUUUACCGAACUACUUGAGUUGUUGUGUGAAAUGCUUCCUGAAGGAAAUAGAUUGCCAAAUCGUAAUUACGAGGCAAAGAAGAUAUUGUGUCCGAUGGGUAUGGAGUACAAGAAAAUACACGCAUGUCCUAAUGAUUGCAUAUUAUACCGAAAUGAGUAUGAAGAGUUGAAGGAGUGUCCCACAUGUGGGCAAUCACGUUUCAAAGUGAAAGAUGGUGAUUUGAAUAGUGAUGAAAACACAAAGCGUCUUCCUGCAAAGGUGUUGUGGUAUCUUCCAAUAAUUCCAAGGUUCAAAAGAUUAUUCGCUAAUUCAAAAGAUGCAAAGAAUAUUAUAUGGCAUGCGAUUGAGAGAGAACGUGAUGGACAACUUCGUCAUCCAGCUGAUUCUUUGCAAUGGAAGAAAGUUGAUGAUUUGUAUCCGGAUUUCGGUAAUGAGGCAAGAAACCUUAGGCUUGCACUUGUUACUGAUGGAAUGAAUCCAUAUGGAAACUUAAGUAGUAAUCAUAGUUCAUGGCCUGUUCUAUUAAUCAUCUACAAUUUGUCUCCUUCAAUUUGUAUGAAACGAAAAUAUAUCAUGUUAUCCAUGAUGAUUUCGGGCCCAAGGCAGCCAGGAAAUGAUAUAGAUGUUUAUCUAAGUCCUUUGAUUGAGGAUUUGAGAAUGCUCUGGGAGGAAGGUGUUGAUGUGUUUGAUGGCUAUUCCCACGAGAAUUUCAAGAUGCGUGCAAUGUUAUUUUGCACUAUCAAUGAUUUUCCCGCAUAUGGGAACUUGUGCGGUUAUAGUGUUAAAGGACAUAAGGCGUGUCCUAUAUGUGAAGAUAACACAUGCUUCCAACAAUUAAAACAUGGAAAGAAGACAGUGUACCUUGGGCAUCAGAGAUUUCUUAAACCUAAUCACCUAUAUCGUAGGUUGAGAAAAGCGUUUAAUGGAGACCAGGAGAAUGGAAUUGCUCCAAGAGCAUUAACUGGAAAGGAGGUUUAUGGACGGGUGAAGGAUGUCAAUGUUCUAUUUGGAAAGAACCAAAAACAAACCACUCAUACAAAUAUAUGGAAGAAGAGGUUGGUGUUCUUUGAUCUACCUUACUGGUGCAAUUUAGAUGUUAGACAUUGUAUUGAUGUGAUGCAUGUGGAGAAAAAUGUGUGUGAUAGUGUAAUCGGAACACUUCUCAACAUUCAUGGAAAAACAAAGGAUAAUGUAAAUGCUCGUUUAGAUAUGGUUGAGAUGGGUAUACAACAACAAUUAGCUCCACAAUCAGCUGGUAAGCGGACAUAUUUGCCUCCAGCUUGUCAUACUUUGUCAAAAAAUGAGAAGAUAAGCUUUUGUGAGUGUCUACGUAGCAUAAAAGUGCCUCAUGGUUACUCUUCAAAUAUAAAAAGUCUUGUCUCAAUGAAAGAUUUGAAAUUGGUUGGCCUAAAGUCUCAUGAUUGUCACGUAUUGAUGCAACAACUACUACUAGUUGCUAUUCGUGGCAUAUUGCCUAAAAAGGUUAGAGUUGUCUUAACUAGGCUUUGCUUAUUCUUCAAUGCUAUUUGUAGCAAAGUCAUUGAUCCUAAAAAAUUAGAUGAGUUAGAAAAUGAAGCAGCUGUUAUCUUAUGCCAACUAGAGAUGUAUUUUCCCCCUUCUUUUUUUGAUAUCAUGGUGCACCUGAUUAUUCAUCUAGUGAGGGAGAUUAGAUUGUGUGGUCCUGUUUAUUUGAGGUGGAUGUAUCCAGUUGAGCGAUACAUGAAGAUCUUAAAAGGGUAUGUGAAGAAUCAAUAUCGUCCUGAAGCAUCUAUUGUUGAGAGAUACAUUGCAGAAGAAGCUAUUGAGUUUUGCUCCGAAUACAUGUCUGAAGCAGAUGCUAUAGGAAUUCCUAAGUCUCGUCAUGGUGGAAGAUGUGGAGGUAUUCGAGGUUUAAAACUUAAGAGCAUAGCCCGAGCGGAAGUACUUCGAGCACAAAUGUAUAUAUUGAAUAAUACUGAUGAAGUCCAACCUUACAGUUCUGCUCACAAAAACAUUGUCAAGGAAACAUUUCCUCGAAUGAAUGAAAAAUGGGUGUUGAAUGAGCAUAACAAGACUUUUUUAAAGUGGUUUAAAAAAACCAUUUUAGCUGAUAAUACAUGUUCUGAGACAUUGAAAUGUCUAGCAAGGGCGCCUAAAUUUGAUGUCAUAACUUGGACUGGCUAUGAUAUAAAUAAUUUUACAUUUUAUACAAAGACCCAAGAUGACACUAGUAGUGUGCAAAAUAGUGGGGUUAUGGUUGUAGCUGAGUUCAUGCACUUCUCUAGUUCAAAAGAUAAAAAUCCUGUUAUGGCAUCAAUAGCUUACUAUGGGGUCAUAGAAGAGAUUUGGGAUAUCAAUUUCAUUACAUUUAAAGUACCUCUAUUUAAAUGUAAAUGGGUUGACACAAAAAAUAGUGUUAAGACUGAUGAAUUUGGUUUUACAUUGGUGGACCUUGAAAAGGUAGCCUAUAUGGAUGAACCUUUUAUUAUGGCAUCUCAAGCAAAACAAGUGUUUUAUGUUAGGGACCCUUCUAACAAAAAAUGGUCAGUGGUUCUCCAAGGUAAAAGCAACCACAACCCUAAUGAUAGUGAGCAUGCAACACUAUAUAUUUAUGAGACUCCUUCUUUUUCUCAACGGGUUCCAACUUUAGUUGAAGAUACUAUUGGUGAUGAGGUGUAUGCCACUCGUGAAGAUCAUCAAGAAGGGAUAUGGGAAAAUAUUCAAACAAUACACAAUUAG